AGAAAUUCCCCAUUUUUUUUUUUUUUUUUUUUUUUUUUCUCUUUGGUGUCGUCUCCACUUUCGUUGAUAUUUUCAACCACGAUCCACGAAAAAUUAACCAUAAUAUAAAGUGGGUCGUUGCUUGGCGACGUCUCCAACCAUUCUUUCGUGUCGUUUUUUUCGACCAUUUGCCUCUGUUUUUCUACCUUCUCUAUCUCUCUCCCUCGCUCGCUCUCUCUCUCUCUCUCUCUCUCUCUCUCUCUCUCUCUUUGUCCGUUUCCAUGCCUCUUUUUCAUCCUCGACGAUGAAAAGAUGAUUGCCCAUUCCUCGAACAAUAUUCAGUUCUUUCUCGAAGGACGACGGCAUUACAAUGGCGGGAGACCAAGGCCUAGGGAGCUCGAAUUCGAACACGUGAAGUCGGCCAUCGAGGCGGUGGCCAACGGGUUGUCGCUGAGGAAGGCGGCUAAUAUGUUCUGCAUAUCGAAAUCUGUUCUUCAUCGUUACAGUAAACUGGAGUCACGAUCGGUGGGAUACCUCAACUGCCAGAAAGUCACCUAUCCGUGCAAGAAUUGCGGCAAAGUGUACAAUUACUACUCCAGUUUGGCGAGGCAUUUGAAGCACGAAUGCGGGGUGGAACCGAAGUUUCACUGUCCACUCUGCCCUUACAGAACGAAGCACAAAUCCAGCUUGAACACACAUCUGAACGGCAGGCAUAUGAAACUUUUGAGCGAAUUUUACACUAUGCCAAAUGGGAACAAGCUUUCAUCCACCAUGGAUACUGGGAAUUAAUAAUUGCCUCUGUCAUAUUUACUCGCAUUUUCUCCUUUUUUUAUUCUUCCUCUUCUUAUUUUAUUAUUUCUUAUUAUUGGAAACAGUUGGAAAAUCAAUGGUUUUCCUCGAAAAACGAUAAUAAGAAUUUUAUAGAUUUAUCCCUAUUUUUCGAUAACUCCCCUUUCUCUUUUUUUUUUUCGCUUAAAAAUUAUUGUUAUUAGAAAUAGAAGUUUAGAUUAUUAUUAUUACUAUUAUUAUUAUUAUUAUUAUUAUUAUUAUUAUUAUUAUUAUUAUUAUUAUUAUUAUUAUUAUUAUUAUUAUUACUAUUACUAUUACUAUUACAUAAUUUUCACGUUCACGCGAAUACUUACGUUUCCCAAUUCACCUUUUUAUUUGAUUUCAUUUUUUUCCCACUUCCCCACUUCGCUUGAAAAUUGCGAUUAUUAGAAAGAAAUUGCCGAUAAUUUAAUUAAGCGAUGCGUAUACUCGGUUAGAGGAAGAGCGAAUAUCGCUUUGAACGCGACUUUAAGCGCUGAAAUAUUUUUACUUACUAAACACUUAUAUGAGUAUAUCCUUUUCUCAUGACUGACUGAGAAAUGUUUUUCAUCGUGGUUCAUCACAGAGCAUUUUACGUUGGCGUUAUACGCACUGUUACAUAUUGCCUGCGAAGUACUCGUAAGAAUGUGUUGGUCGAGCGACGAUAAAAAAAAAAGAGGAAAGUAGUUGGUCAGAUAUUUGGCGCGCUUGAGGCGCGUAUAUAUAUAAUAUAUAUAUAGAUUCAUGUGCAAUUGUAAAACACGUCCAUUUGUGGACUAAUCGAGAUUAAUUGGAUGAAGAUAUUUUUUUUCAUGGAAACUACCAGUACCUUUGAAACAUAUAAUUAACACAUAUAUAUAUAUAUAUAAUUGAAGCCAUCGAUGAAAAUUUCAUGGAUGUAUCGCGAAGUUGAAAGCUGGUUUCAAUUUUAACCGGCAAAAUUUGUGUUGAUGAUUUUUUAACGAUGUAACGAUUUCGAAACUAUUUCAUUCGAUUCUCGAUUACAAAAUUAAGAAAGUUACCUGAAUAUACCGCGCUACUUUAAGGUCACAUUCACAAACAACAGCAUUACACACGAACAUCAGAUCAGUAUUUACGCGUUGUAAAUAUUACUUGAAGCGUUACAUAGUUUUUCUCAAGAAUUUUUUUGAAAUAUUUAAUAUCGUAUCGUUACAAUUUUGAAAGAUUAUUCUUCUUCCAGACGCAUCAUUAAUAAACGUUUGAUCGGUGAGACGAUCGUUAUCGAGGCGUUACGAAGCAAUGCCAAUACUGUGUUUUUUUCUUUUCUAUCAUUAAGUGGAUGCACUUAAAAUGCAUGACAUAUUGCGAAUAAUACGAUGCUGGUAUGAUGUCGUUCGCGUGUCCUCUUUAAGGUCGUUGAACGUUUAAUAAUGCGAAUGCACCAGCAUCGACAUAUAUUAUAUUACUUAACGAUAAUAAUACGUUAUUCACCGUAGUCUAGAUGGCGACACGAAUUUGCCAAUCAGACUGUACGCCAUUUAUAAGCCGUUCGUACGCUGUUGAUGACAAGAUCGCUUAUUAUUAAUUAUAUUCCAAGUUAAGUAACAUUCGAUUGCUCGUACAUCAUACGAAAAUCUAUUUUAUCGUUAGAGUAUUGUAUAAAUUGAUAUAUAAUUAUUAUAAUAAUUCGAUCUAUACUUGAUCUCUCGAAAUCUAUUAUUAUUAUUAUUAUUAUUAUUAUUAAACUGAAUUUUUAUUGUUUCGAUGUUGCAAACAUCGAACGAAUAUGAUAGCUGCGAAUAUUUCAGACGGAUACUGGUCUGAUUUUCGACAAUUACGUUCCAACGAUUAUUGAGAAACUUGAAUUAUCCCACGAAUUAUCUGUCGGUUUGCACAGCCAAAGUUAGAAUAGUCGAGCCUUCUUUUAAGCAGGCUUAACAUAAAACAAGUUAUAAGUUUUCCGUUCUCGGAGAACGUAUGAUUAUGAUUUAUGUUGGACACUUACGCUUAUUUCCAUAUAUCAUACGCGAUCGACAAUAACCAAUUAUUAUUAAAUAAAUAAAACCGCCUGUGCCGCGAUUACGCGCCAAGAGUUCUUCUUCGGUCAUUGUCACAAGCUGCAUUGCGUUCAAAUUCGUUGUUUCGAGCAUUCGAAUUUAAACAAGAAAUAUUAUCCAUUAUAGAGCACGUACCUAUUUCGUACCAAUAAAAUAUGAAACUUUGAGAUUCA
Messenger RNA from Apis cerana (Asiatic honeybee), 2977 nucleotides. Its product is annotated as zinc finger protein 524-like. Lineage: Eukaryota; Metazoa; Arthropoda; Insecta; Hymenoptera; Apidae. The record is from RefSeq and is a predicted model, not a curated record. Gene Ontology annotation, molecular function: DNA binding.